Messenger RNA from Tetranychus urticae (two-spotted spider mite), 2255 nucleotides. The record is from RefSeq and is a predicted model, not a curated record. Lineage: Eukaryota; Metazoa; Arthropoda; Arachnida; Trombidiformes; Tetranychidae.
ACGGUUGCAAUUUUUCCAAAAUGUAUUAGGUUGACUCUAAUGUUGGUAAUUUUUCAAUCACGGACUAAAAUUGAUUUUGACCACUGGAUCAUCUAGGUCAUUCAUCUUAUCAACUAAACUUAUGACUGUCGCCUAGUUAAAUGUUAGGUUAUCAUACAUUUUACAGCUAAAUCUAACCGUCUAAUGAAGAUGCAUAAAAUCGUCCAACUGUGAUUGAGUUAAUCGUGCAGCCUUGCUAGGAGUUUAAUUGAUGACCGAGAAAGAAAAGGUCAAAAUGGCUUUGGGCAGCCAAAAUAUAUACAAAUGUUGCAUUGGCCUGACCCAUGGACUUUGCUUUAUCACAUCUCUGAUUUAGGCUGAUAAGACGGAUCUAGUUUCUUUUCAUUAUGUGGCUAAUUUUUACAUCACUUUGACCCCAAAUUGACUCAAUACAUCAACAAUUAAUACAAGCAACAAGCUGAUAAGUAACCACAAAAACAUCAACAUAUUCACACUUAUUAAAUCAAAAAGCAAACGCAAUAAUGUAAGGUCAACAAGAAUCAGAAGAAGAUCCAGAAAGAUAGAGAAGGUACAGAAGGUACAGAAGAUGCAGAAGAUAAAGUGAAACGUCAAAGACAAGCGUCAUUUGGUUAAAUCAAUUUAAUUUUAAUUUUACUUGGUUUACUCGUCAUCAUCAUCCCCAACCUGAAGAUCGUAUUAUCAUUACAUGACCUGCCCUGUUUCUUGAUGAUCAUCUCCUCCCCUUUGCCCCUUAUCCAGACCCAAGAGAUGAAAAGAGCGCAAAAAAAAGAGUCAGGAACUUGAACAAGACCUGUUUAUCAACAUGUUCAUUACAUUUAUACCCAUACUGUAAUGAUGAGGUUGCCCCGAAAAAAACAACAAAAUAAGAAUUGGUUCAAAGUGGAUCCUUCUCACCUUUUAGCCCCUCAUGUACUGUUAUUCUGCUCACUCAUCUUCAUUUUUUUCUUCUUCUUGUGACCUCCCUUUACCUGCUUACUUCCUAGUUGUUUAAGGUAAGAUCAUUUCAUUUAAACCAUUCAGUGUUUAUAACUCAGUGUCUUCAGAUCAACGCAACUUAACUUAUUUUGUCUCUUCAUUUAGUAACAUUCCCACCAACUCUUACAACCAUGAAAAACGUUAUUUUAAGUGUUGCUCUUUUGGCCGUUUUUGUUGCCGUUGUUUCAGCUUCUGAAUCAACUCAAGCCCGUCAAGCCCGAUUCGAUGAUAGGAAAGCUCGAUUUGAUACCGAGAAGAAGGAAAUUACUACAUUUAUGAAUACCAAAAACCUCUUCAAAACUGUGUUCAAAAUUUUAUUUGGUACAAGUGAUGAAAGUGCAGCAACAUCACGUCAAGUCCUCGGUGUUCUUGUCGAGGUUCUUGACAUGUUGAGAAGCUCAUUUGGUCAAAAGGCACGAAGCUCAUCUGCUCGUGGAUUAAAAGAUGCUGUUGAUGAUGCUGCUUACGCUGGAGCAACCAUGUUACGAGGUUAUGUAAAAUCAGUCCUUGCCGGUGACGAUCAUUGUGCCCAAAGACAUUUGUGUGAAUCAUCCAAGGAAGCCGUUAGGGAAGGUCGUGAACUCGGUUAUGUUGUAUCCCAAGUUGGAGGAUAUGCUACUGGUUACCUCCUUCAACACCAAAAAUCAAUCCCAUCAAAUACAAUCUCAGAGGCAGUUAGACGAGGUCGAAGCGGUGAGGAUUGUGCCAAGAUUUACUCAAAUUGUAAUGAAACUUUGUAAUGACUGGCCAUAACAACUGUUACAUCCAAUUCAACUACACCAAUGAGCUUGGAUUUCAUCCUUUUGGUUAGAUUUAAAUUUUAGCCAAUUUAUCAUGACGAUAAUCAUACACAACUAUACCACCGAUUUUUUAACAUUUGGGACAAAUUAAUUUUUAUCCCUUCCAUUACAAAUAAACAAUAUUUAAAUGGUAAAGAUUAAUAAGCCUGUUACAGUUCCGUCUCAUUCGUCUUUUCACCUUAAUAAAUAUACUUUUCUUUACAAACCAACCAAUGGAAAGAAACAAUUAACCACCGUCAGGGACUACGAUCAAUGCCAAAGAUCAAAAACACCAUUUUCUUGAUGAUCCUAUGUCACCUCUGAUCAGUCCUACCAUUUACAAUCAAUUUAACACCAUUAAUGUAACACUUAUUUAUAAUGCACCCUUAAUUGCACACAAUUUAAUUUGUCCCUUUUUUUAAAAAAAACCUAUCUUUGCGAUUCUUUUGUUAUUUUUAAUAAAAAUUAUCUUUUGUUGAA